GGUAGACGCGAUCUGCUGGCUACUACCGGCCUUCCCUGGCUGUUAAAAGCAGAUGGUGGCUGAGGCUGGUUCAAUGCCGGCUGCCUCCUCUGUGAAGAAGCCAUUUGGUCUCAGAAGCAAGAUGGGCAAGUGGUGCCGCCACUGCUUCGCCUGGUGCAGGGGGAGCGGCAAGAGCAACGUGGGCACUUCUGGAGACCACGACGAUUCUGCUAUGAAGACACUCAGGAGCAAGAUGGGCAAGUGGUGCUGCCACUGCUUCCCCUGGUGCAGGGGGAGCGGCAAGAGCAACGUGGGCACUUCUGGAGACCACGACGAUUCUGCUAUGAAGACACUCAGGAGCAAGAUGGGCAAGUGGUGCUGCCACUGCUUCCCCUGCUGCAGGGGGAGCGGCAAGAGCAACGUGGGCACUUCUGGAGACCACGACGACUCUGCUAUGAAGACACUCAGGAGCAAGAUGGGCAAGUGGUGCUGCCACUGCUUCCCCUGCUGCAGGGGGAGCGGCAAGAACAAAGUGGGCCCUUGGGGAGACUACGACGACAGCGCUUUCAUGGAGCCGAGGUACCACGUCCGUCGAGAAGAUCUGGACAAGCUCCACAGAGCUGCCUGGUGGGGUAAAGUCCCCAGAAAGGAUCUCAUCGUCAUGCUCAAGGACACUGACAUGAACAAGAAGGACAAGCAAAAGAGGACUGCUCUACAUCUGGCCUCUGCCAAUGGAAAUUCAGAAGUAGUAAAACUCCUGCUGGACAGACGAUGUCAACUUAAUAUCCUUGACAACAAAAAGAGGACAGCUCUGACAAAGGCCGUACAAUGCCAGGAAGAUGAAUGUGCGUUAAUGUUGCUGGAACAUGGCACUGAUCCGAAUAUUCCAGAUGAGUAUGGAAAUACCGCUCUACACUAUGCUAUCUACAAUGAAGAUAAAUUAAUGGCCAAAGCACUGCUCUUAUACGGUGCUGAUAUCGAAUCAAAAAACAAGCAUGGCCUCACACCACUGUUACUUGGUGUACAUGAGCAAAAACAGCAAGUGGUGAAAUUUUUAAUCAAGAAAAAAGCAAAUUUAAAUGCACUGGAUAGAUAUGGAAGAACUGCUCUCAUACUUGCUGUAUGUUGUGGAUCGGCAAGUAUAGUCAGCCUUCUACUUGAGCAAAACAUUGAUGUAUCUUCUCAAGAUCUAUCUGGACAGACGGCCAGAGAGUAUGCUGUUUCUAGUCGUCAUAAUGUAAUUUGCCAGUUACUUUCUGACUACAAAGAAAAACAGAUACUAAAAGUCUCUUCUGAAAACAGCAAUCCAGAACAAGACUUAAAGCUGACAUCAGAGGAAGAGUCACAAAGGCUUAAAGGAAGUGAAAAUAGCCAGCCAGAGGAAAUGUCUCAAGAACCAGAAAUAAAUAAGGGUGGUGAUAGAAAGGUUGAAGAAGAAAUGAAGAAGCACGGAAGUACUCAUAUGGGAUUCCCAGAAAACCUGACUAACGGUGCCACUGCUGACAAUGGUGAUGAUGGAUUAAUUCCACCAAGGAAAAGCAGAACACCUGAAAGCCAGCAAUUUCCUGACACUGAGAAUGAACAGUAUCACAGUGAUGAACAAAAUGAUACUCAGAAGCAACUUUCUGAAGAACAGAACACUGGAAUAUUACAAGAUGAGAUUCUGAUUCAUGAAGAAAAGCAGAUAGAAGUGGCUGAAAAUGAAUUCUGAGCUUUCUCUUAGUUAUAAGAAAGAAAAAGACCUCUUGCAUGAAAAUAGUACGUUGCAGGAAGAAAUUGUCAUGCUAAGACUGGAACUAGACAUAAUGAAACAUCAGAGCCAGCUAAGAGAAAAGAAAUAUUUGGAGGAAAUUGAAAGUGUGGAAAAAAAGAAUGAUAAUCUUUUAAAGGGUCUACAACUGAAUGAGCUCACCAUGGAUGAUGAUACUGCCGUGCUCGUCAUUGACAACGGCUCUGGCAUGUGCAAGGCCGGCUUUGCAGGUGACGAUGCCCCCCGGGCUGUCUUCCCUUCCAUCGUGGGGUGCCCCAGGCACCAGAACAUGAUGGGGGGCAUGCGUC
This is a messenger RNA of Homo sapiens (human), 2037 nucleotides long. RefSeq names its product POTE ankyrin domain family member H (gene POTEH). Lineage: Eukaryota; Metazoa; Chordata; Mammalia; Primates; Hominidae. The coding region runs from base 53 to 1690 and encodes 545 amino acids. The transcript has 11 exons. The record is from RefSeq and is marked validated.